Molecule: messenger RNA, 3142 nt
Organism: Alosa sapidissima (American shad)
Lineage: Eukaryota; Metazoa; Chordata; Actinopteri; Clupeiformes; Clupeidae
Exons: 15
Coding region: 74-2032 (652 amino acids)
Source: RefSeq, a predicted model, not a curated record
GUGUUGUCCGUCAUCAUUCUACGUCUCUAUUUGAUGUCUGUGUGCCAGACCACUUUUCAGGUCCUUCAUCAACAUGGCUGUAUGCAGAAUGGUGUGCUUUCUCUAUGGCAUAGUUUUUAUUAUUCACCUAUACUAUCCAUUUCACUUCACAAAAGCCCAAGGGUUGUCCCCUACACUGACAGUGUCCUCAUACAUUAUAAGUGAGAGAGACUCAGUUGAUCUGAGCUGUGUGCUCUAUCGGUCUCCUCCUUUGUCAGACUGUAUUUUCUCCUUAGUGGAUAAAAAGGCAAAUACACACAGAGCCUCAUCAUGCCAGCUGUCUCUCACAGGGGAAAAACUGAGGAGAUGGUCAGGCUUGGUCACAUUACCUGCUAUAGUCAGAAUGAACUGCUCCACUGCUGAUAAACCAUCACAGCAAUCACAAUCUGUUUCAGUUAUUGUUAAAGGGUUUUCCCCUACACUGACUGUGUCCUCAGACAUUAUAAGUGAAAGAGACACAGUUAUUCUGAACUGUACGGACUCUCGGUCUCCUCCUUUGUCAGAUUGUAUUUUCUCCUUAGUGGAUACAAAAAAAAAUACAUACAAAGCCCCAUCAUGCCAGCUGUCCCUCACAGGGGAAGAACUGAGGAGAUGGUCAGGCUUGGCCACAUUACCUGCUAUAGUCAGAAUGAACUGCUACACUGCUGAUAAACCAUCACAUCCUGUUUCAAUUACUGUUAAAACACCUGCUCCUCCUCCUCCAAAGCCCAACCUGAAGAUCUCCCCUGCAGUCCUCAGAGAGAGCAGCACAGUUCAGAUGACCUGUGAAGUACCUCAGUCUCAGUCUGCGUCUCUGUGUCUCUUCUACCUGGAUGGGAUAGAAGCUGCUCCAUACAGUCACCCAUCAUGUCAAAUGUCCCUCACUGGUGUUCAGAUCCAGCAGUGGACACGUCAGAGUUCCCCUCUAGAGGCUAAAGUGGGGUGUUAUUACCUCACAGAAGGAGCAAGAACUCCAUCAGAUCACUCAGAUUAUGUUUCAUUGACUGUUCUGGACAGACUGCAGAAGCCUAACAUAAAGGUCCUUCAUGAUGGUUCCAUCUCCAUUGUCUGUCACAUACCAAAGCAUUUUGGUGAGGCCACCGACUGCCAACUUUACACUGGAGAUGAACACCAGUCUUAUCUAAAAACAAAGACAUCAAAGAGUGCAUCUGGAGUCCUGGCCUGCCAGUUUACUGUGAACAAAGAUGAUUUAUUCAGACGUCUGCAGUCAGUGAGAAGCAGAGGGGUGAGCUGUGAUUAUACAGUGAACACAGAACCUCCAUCUCUCUCUCCACGCAGUGACCCUUACAACUUUACAGCAGCCACAAUAACAGCAGCAACAACAGCAUGUGGAACAAAAACAAUAGGCCUAUCAUCAACAACAACUUCAACAUUAAAAUCAACAAGAAAAAUACUAACAACAACAAUAUAUCCAUCAUCCUCAGGGCCUGCAGUUUUAACAUCGACCAGUCUAAGAGACUACUCAACUCACCUGCACUCCAAUCAAGCUGCAAAGGAUUCCUUCACAUUUGGUCCAUGGUUGCCUGUGUCAGCCGUGGUACUUGUAGUGGGCCUGUUCCUGGGUGUCCUCACUGCCGGAUGUCUCUCCCCCAAGAGGCAUAAACACACAAGAUCACAGAAUGCCACAAAUUGGAGAAGUGAUGCUGUCAGAUUUGGUCCAAAUAAUAUCAAGCAGAUGGAUAAAGGGGGUGAUAGGUCUCUCCUUGCCAUCUUGGAAACCUCAGGCAGUGAUCUGAAAAAAGACUCAGAGGAGGAUGUGUCCAACCCGUAUCAUGUGUACAGCACCAUUCCUGACACACUGGACGUUUCCACCCAGCAGGGCCCCACCUACAGCUUAGCACAGGCAGGAAGGGACCCACACACCACCCAGCAGGGCCCCACCUACAGCUUAGCACAGGCAGGAAGGGACCCACACACCACCCAGCAGAACCCCACCUACAGCUUAGCACAGGCAGGGAGGGACCCACACCACCCAGCAGGGCACGGCUUAUAGCUUUCUGCAGGUCUAAUUUCACUGGUCCUGUAGUCUUUAAAUUAAAGCAAUAACAAAACGUGUACAAAAGCUACUAUCAUUGUGUCAGUAGACAUAUAACUGUGCCAUCAAUGUAGUCAAUAGGGCACUGUAAUGCAAGACUAUACAGUAUGAGGCUGUGGCCAAAAUGCUUAUAUAUUUUCUUGUCUUCUGAUACAUUCUGUCAGUAGUGAAACAGCCUGCAAGAAUAAGAUGAAAACCUUAUGGCCAAGACAGACAACCUAGAGACACAUGUGCAGAAUGAAUGUAGACAUAUGAUAUCAUUUGGAUCCUAUGGUAGAAUAUUCAUAUAACAAGACAAGAUUCCUUAUAGUGUAUAACAAAUUACAGUUAAUAUGUUGCUAGCACGUGGUCUUGUUUUUCUGUUCUGUCUCCAGUAAAUACUAAUGUAUUCUUAUCUACUGAAAUGCUAUGAAAUGACACAGACUCUGUACUCAGGAUAACACAGUUAGACUCCAGCUGUACAGUGGAAAAUAUGUCUUUAUUUGUUGUUCUUUUCUCUUGGGAGGACAAAAUGUACAUAGGUCUUUGAAGCUCUUUACAAAAGCAAUGUCCUUAAAACAGGCAAGUGUGGGGUUUCAGUUUGAGCCUGCUCUGCAGCAAAACCCACUGACACUGUGGUUUAAAUGCUUACUGGCACAGCUAUAUGCUCAUGUACUACAACAGUUUCUUCAAUCUGUCCAUGCAUUGUUUUAGUCAGUUACUUCUUCUAUAUGAAAUCACCUCAGCUAUAAAAAUAAUGAGGUAGAAUGAAUUUAACAGCAGAACAUUUGUCACUCUUUUAUCGAUUAAAAUCCACACUUAACACAUCAGAGUAUUCAAUUGACAAAAGCAAUCAAGGCAAAAACGUCAUUCCAACAAACUGUCACAUCACCUUUGAAGGUGCUGUUUGUAAGAUUUGAAUUCACUUUUCUUACAUAUUUUGAUUUUUUCUUACAUAUUUUGAAGUCAAUGGCUAAUUUGUGUUCUAGUGUGUGUAGUCACUGACCAACAGAGGUAUGGCCCACAGUGUGUAACAAAUGGGAUUUUGUCUUUCUAAUAAAUGUUUUUUCCUGGAAGACUUGUACUCUC